UGGCAUAUCUCUUGAAGGUUACUAUGGCCUCAUGACGCCUUGCCUGCAAUGAAGGCGGAACUAUGCACCGACCUGAAGCUUCAGGCCGUGCCUCCCAGCAAGAACCCAGCCGAGCUCUGCCAGGUGGGUGGCUGGCAAGCCCUGGAGGGGCAAAGCGCCGUGGAGGCUCUGCAUCGCAGCGACGAGUGGCGAGAGCAGUACCAGCUGGUGCAGAAGGACGGCCUCGCGCUGCAGUCUGCGCCCUGGAGCCUUCGCUGUGACAAGGAGCUCGUGGCGGAGGCCUGCUGGGCCAACGGUCUUGCCUUGCAGCAUGCACCGGAGCUGAAGGAUGACUGGGAGGUUGUCAUGUGCGCUGUCUCCAGGAAUGGCACGGCGCUGAUGUGGGCUUCCCCGGAGCUGCAGGCGGACAAGGAGGUCGUGUCUCGCGCCGUGUGCGAGAGUGGCGGCGCUUUGGCCUAUGCCUCCCAGGAACUUCGCGCGGACCGGGACGUGGUCCUGGCGGCGGUGCGGCAGCGGGGCAUAGCGCUGCGCUACGCCUCGGAGGACCUCAAGGCUGACCGCGAGGUGGUGAAGGCGGCUGCAGGACAGAGCAAACGAGCUCUGAUGUAUGCCGCAGAUGUCCUGAAGAAGGAUGCAGCUUUCAUCAAGGAAGCGUCCAGCCAGGCUCCCGCGCCGGCGGCGGAACGGCCUGCGGCGCCGGUGCCGCCCAGCUAUGGGCCCGGCCUGUGACGUGCUCGUGCC
Messenger RNA from Effrenium voratum, 741 nucleotides. The record is from the annotation of a GenBank genome assembly. NCBI's taxonomy places the organism in Eukaryota, Dinophyceae, Suessiales, Symbiodiniaceae.